Messenger RNA from Aureococcus anophagefferens, 855 nucleotides. RefSeq lists its product as hypothetical. The record is from RefSeq and is a predicted model, not a curated record. Lineage: Eukaryota; Pelagophyceae; Pelagomonadales; Pelagomonadaceae. The coding region runs from base 1 to 855 and encodes 284 amino acids. The transcript has 2 exons.
AUGGGCGCGAGCGCGAGCGUCGACCAGGUGCAGAUCAUCUGCAGCAACGUGGAGCGGGCCGUGCCGCGCACGCCGCGAGGCAGCCGCGACGUCGAGCAUUGCGAUCGAGAUGGACUCACGGACGUGAUCUCCCGCGCGGAGCAGGACGUCAAAGCGUUCUACGAUGCGGCGUGGGCCGCCUGCGCUGAGGCCGCGGAUGACCUGCUCCGGGAGACCGCUGCGCUCCAGGCGGAAUUCCCGGGCGAGAAGCCGCCGCGGUGCGCGCUCCCACAGGGAGCGACCGUCGAGGCGCUCGUCACGCUGGCCAGCGAGCGCGCCGAGGCGAUGCACGCGGCGCUCGAGCAGCCCGUCAAGGAGUCCGGCGGCGCCUACUUCCAGGGCCCGCGCAAGGGCACGCUGCGCAUCAAGGAAAAGGCCGAGGCCGACUACGGCGGCGACGUCGCGCGAGUCGUCGACGUCGAGCGCGCGACCGGCGUCUACGGCACGGCGAACGACUUCAACGCGGCCAUCUCGAAGCUACGCGCCGCGGCGCGCGGCGAGGAGCUGAGAAUUCUACGGUGCAAGGACAAUCUGCGGGGCGGGACGUCGGGCUACCGCGACGUCAAGCUCAACGUGGACGUGGACGGCUUCGUCGGCGAGCUGCAGCUCACGUUCCAGAGCAUCAAGGAGAUCAAGGACUCGGGCGCGCAUCAGGUGCCGGGGCUGUUUAGGAUCAUCGUGAAGUGGCGGCUCUAUCUUAGGCCGGGGCUGUUGCGGGCAAACUCCCGGGCCCGGCUCUACGCUCGGACUGGAGCAUACGUUCGGACUGGAGCAUACGUUCAAGGAACUACGUUCGGUUUCAUACGAUUAUCUUAG